Molecule: messenger RNA, 2626 nt
Organism: Polistes canadensis
Lineage: Eukaryota; Metazoa; Arthropoda; Insecta; Hymenoptera; Vespidae
Gene: Pink1
Product: serine/threonine-protein kinase PINK1, mitochondrial
Exons: 8
Coding region: 140-1981 (613 amino acids)
Biological process (GO): protein phosphorylation; positive regulation of mitochondrial fission; regulation of apoptotic process
Cellular component (GO): mitochondrion
Molecular function (GO): ATP binding; protein serine/threonine kinase activity
Source: RefSeq, a predicted model, not a curated record
ACACUUGGUAUUGUAUAGAAGGAUAUAUACCUAUAUAUAUUGAACUUCUUUCGAUUUCAACGACGUAAUUAAGACGUAACGAACGAACCGUGAAAUUGGAUUAGCCCGUUGGGCUCUUUCAGCCCAAGAGACCGGAGAGAUGUCAAUUCGGGCGGCAACUCACCGUCUCGUACAAAAUGGUCGGGUAUUACUACGUGCCCUUAGAAACAAAGAAAAUUUCUAUUCCAACGAAUGUUCAAAGGAUUAUCUCAACAAGAUACACGUUGUGCAAGUAGGCAAAUCCCUGGGUCCUCAGUCCCAAGGGAACAUCACUAAUGUUUCCGUAACAAGUCAUCAUUUUGGAUUUUUGGGAUCUCAUGCAAGACGUUUAUUCGUUGAUAAUAUCUUAAAAAGAGUCACAAGCAGACUCGCUGCUGAUUUACGUAAACGUGCAGCUAGACGUCUUGUGUUCGGUGAUUCUGCUCCAUUUUUUGCACUCGUUGGUACAUCUUUAGCAUCAGGAAGUGGAAUAUUGACUAAAGAUGAUGAAUUGGAAGGAGUUUGCUGGGAAAUUCGUGAAGCAAUAUCUAAAUUACAAUGGAACAUGCCACAAAAUGAUAAAAAUUAUGAUAUUGUGAAAAUCAAUGAAAAUGGUAUCAGCUUAAAUGAUUUGAAAAUUGGUCCUAUUAUUGAUAAAGGUUGCUCCGCAGUCGUUUAUUCGGCAAAAUUUAAAGAAACUACACAUAUUGUAUCUACAAUAUCAAAACUAGAUAAUCAUGGAAAAAAUGAAGAUGAAUAUUCAUUUCCUUUGGCAUUAAAAAUGAUGUUCAAUUAUGAUGCAGAAUCCAAUGCGACAACAAUACUUAGAGCUAUGUAUCGUGAAACUAUUCCUGCCUGGAAUCGUUACAACAACGAAGAAUUAGCAGAAUGGGAACAUAGGAUGGCUGAAAAUAUGUCUUUGUUACCUCCCCAUCCUAAUAUUGUAGUAAUGUAUUAUGUAUUUGCUGAUAGAGUUCCAGCAUUACCCGGAUGGAGUAUAAUGUAUCCUGAUGCUCUACCAGCACGUAUUAAUCCUCAUGGAUCUGGCAGAAACAUGAGUCUUUUUUUGUUGAUGAAAAGGUAUAACACUACUUUGAAAAAAUAUUUAUCCACUUACAAUGUGAGCUUACGCGAAUCAAUAUUAUUACUGGCUCAGCUAUUGGAAGGAAUUGCUCACAUAAAUGCUCAAGGAAUUGCACACAGAGAUCUGAAGAGUGAUAAUAUACUACUUGAUUUAUCAGAGGAAACAGAUAAUUGCCCUUCUUUGGUACUCACCGAUUUUGGCUGUUGUUUAGCCGACAAAAAUUAUGGUUUAUACAUGCCUUAUAAUACGGAAAACGUUGAUAAAGGUGGCAAUAUUGCAUUAAUGGCACCAGAAGUUAUAUCAGCAAAACCUGGGCCUUUUACAAGUAUAAAUUAUACUAAAGCAGACCUCUGGACUGCAGGCACUAUAGCUUAUGAAAUUUUUGGUGAAAAGAAUCCAUUCCUUGAAAGUUCUGAUAAAAAUGCUGUACUUAAAAAUUAUAGUUAUGAAGAACAAUAUCUUCCUUCAUUCUCAAAUGAUGUUCCAAAUAUUAUUGUUGCUUUAAUAAAUAAUAUGCUAUCAAAAAAUUUGUCUAAGAGACACACCGUAGAAAUGGCUGCAACUAUAAUGCAAUUGUAUUUAUGGGCACCUAGUUCAUGGUUCAGAAAUGAAAGCAAAGUACCUUCUAGUAAUGAAAUCAUGGAAUGGCUAUUGUGUUUGACAACUAAAGUUCUAUGCGAAGGCCACAAUGGCUCACCAUUAUUAAGGAAAACUUUAAAUGAUAAAAAUGAACAAAGUUCCUAUCGUCAAUUGUUAUUAACACGUUCAUGUGGAAGACGCACAAUGCCAGAAUAUCAAUUAAUUGCAAGUUUUCUUGGUAGAGUUACUCUUUCAAAUGUUAGAAGUGCUUUACGAUGGAUACAAAAAAAUGUGCAAUAGCUUUAUUUUUCUUUUUUGAUAAAAAAGUAAUAUAAAGUAAUGAUAUUGCUUAAUUACUUCUAGUACUUAUAAAUCGCAAAUAUUAAAAAAAAAGCACUGUUUUAUUUAUACGAUAUGACAUUUGUUAAAAAUGUCGAUAAUAAUCUAAUUCACAAUGGAAUAAUCAAUUGUGAUAAAUUUUUUGAUCUAUCUUCACUUGCUGAUUUUUGUUUCUUUUAAAGUAUAUUUUUGAUACUUCAAAGGAUACAAAAGAUAAAUAUUGCAAUAUUACAUAUAUAAAUAAGAAAGUUAUUUUUUUCUUUAAUUUAUAAGUUAUGGAAUGCUAUUACACGCAUGUAAUCUAUCCAAAGCUUUUAAGUAAAAUGAUUAUAAGUUAUUGUCGAACAUUGCACAUUAAAUUAACAUUACUUAUUUUAUUUUUUAAUAAUAUAUACAUUAUGCAUAUUAUGUUUAACAUAUUUAAGUAUCUUAAAGAAAUAUUUUUGUAAUAUUUAAUUGGACAUGUUUAUAUAAAUUUGUUACUUAUUUAAAAUCAAAAUGAAUUAAAAAAGGAUUAAAUUAAAAGUGAUAUUUUUUGUUAUAUGAAUAAUUGAAUUUUUGAAAUAUGUAUAUAUUGGCAUCAAUCUUGUACAAUAAUGUAAAAAG